Molecule: messenger RNA, 956 nt
Organism: Loa loa (African eye worm)
Lineage: Eukaryota; Metazoa; Nematoda; Chromadorea; Rhabditida; Onchocercidae
Product: CX module family protein
Exons: 4
Coding region: 136-867 (243 amino acids)
Source: RefSeq, a predicted model, not a curated record
GUGUUUAAUAUUAAUCCAACGUUGUUACCAACAACAAACCUUCUCAUCGAUUAAUUUAUCGAAUAAAAGAUGAGAAAGGAAUGAAUGAAGAAGGAAGAAAGUGGACAAGACAGGUUAAAGUGAUAUGAAUGAAAUAUGAAUAUACAACGCUUUUUGCCUGUACAACUUCCCUUAUUAUUAUUACUAUUAUUAUUGUCAAUAAAAGAAUGUGGAUCUAAACGAAGCGGUACACUUGCUGGCAGUCGUGGUACAUCAGCUAGCCGAUCUGGUGGUUUAUUUGGUGGUUUGCGUAAAAGUGGAGGUGGAUCGUUUGGUUCUUUUGCAAAAUCCCGCACUGGAGGAGGUGUUUCUGGCUCUGCGAAAUCUGGUUAUCCACGUGAUAGUAGAUGGGGAAUGCCUAACGGUGGCAAUAUUGGCAGAACAGGUGGUGAUCGAUGGGGUAGCAACUCACGUAGCACUUCAUGGGGACGACCGCGUGGUGGCGGCUUGUUUACCAAAUCAAAUAUUGGUUCUUUCAUUGCUGGUGCUGCAGCUGGUUACCUCACUUAUAAAGCUGGAAAAGCAUUGAUACGAAGCGCUUAUGCCCCAAUGAUGUGGAAUAAUCGUCCAUAUUAUUGGGGUUCCAACUACUAUCGUGGCGGCUAUGGCACUCAUAUGUGCCAUAUGCCUGUACAAGGAGACGAUCCACAGCUGGGUAAUGUAUAUUUCGAGGAUGGUAGAAGGCCCAAAGAAUUGGUCUGGAGCUGCAGCUACGACGAAUAUUGCUGUGGUUAUGACUGCUGUUGGCGUGGUGGCACAUCAUCUUAUUGGAUUCGCGGGUCUGGCCAUAUCCUUCUAAUUGCUCUCGCUGUCGUGCAUUUCAUUUAAAACUUCAAAAUUAUUAGGAUUUACAUAUCACUCAUGCUUAUACGCUUCCCUUAUUAUACGGCUUUCAGAAUCAUAGUGCUAGAAUGACG